UUCAACCUGCUCUCUCUCUCUCUAGAAACGACAAGAAUUCCGUCAAAUCCACCAAAUAAAUUUGAUAGAAUUACACUAUAUAUACACACACUCAUUUAUAUCCACCAUAUGAAUUUAACGCAACUCUUGUUUUCUCAGUAGGGUUUUCAAAAUCACCUGGGGUUGAAGCCAAACUAAGUAACAUUAGUCUAGCUAGAGGAAGAGCUAGCGGUAGAGGUAGAGCUACUGCUUAUAAAUUUAUCAAAAAAACCUGAGAAAAAAGACCUCACUUUUGCUCCAAAAACUUGCAUAAAAUUCACUCAAAUAUGGGAAGAGACGAGUACUCUCAUGGCGGUGGGAUGAAUAAGCCUGCAUGGCUUCAAGGUUUGAUGGAUGAGACUUUCUUUGGAGCUUGUGGCUUCCAUGAAAACCGCAGGAAGAAUGAGAAGAACGUGUUUUGCCUUCUUUGUUGCCUCAGUAUUUGCCCCCACUGCCUCCCCUCUCAUUGCUCUCAUCCACUCCUUCAGGUGCGACGCUAUGUUUACCACGACGUUGUCCGAUUAGGCGAUCUCGAGAAGCUCAUCGACUGCUCCUAUAUUCAGCCCUAUACAAUUAACCAUGCCAAGGUUAUAUUCCUGAAUCAGAGGCCUCAAUCCAGGUCUUGUAAGGGCUCUGCCAAUAUGUGCUUCACUUGUGAUAGGAUUCUCCAGGAAUCUUUCCAUUUCUGCUCUCUUUCUUGCAAGGUUGAUUACAUGGUGUACCAAGGGCAAGAUCUUUCAAGCAUUCUCUUCAAGAUUCAUGAAUCCGAUUUCGCAAUUUCACAAUUCGAGGGACUAAGAGUUGAUGGUUCGGAGAUUAUCGACGACGAUGGUCAAAUUACACCCGACUCCAUCCUGGAGGAUCCAUUGCAGUACCAAAAUUCUUCGUGUUCCAAUGACAACAUGGGCAGUUCGGAGAUUUCACAUGCGCCGGUUGUGGUUAAUAAGAAGAAAAAGGGUUUUCUCCCUGGUAUUGUUCUGUCCCUCAGCAACAGGAGAAAGGGAGCUCCACAGAGGGCUCCUCUUUCUUAGAUUAAUGAUGGUGGGAUUAUUAACAAUAAGAUUAUCUAUAAAUACAUAUUUUUAAUUAAUUAGGGCGCUAAUAGGGUUGACGACGGUCGUGGUUUAAUUAAUUAAUCACGUGUAAUUCUAGCACGGUUAAUAUUUACAUCGGCGGGAUUUCAUUUUCCGUUCUUCUUAUUUUCGUUUCCGAAUUCGAUCGGAGCAUUUCCGUUACUGACCUUAGGUGAAUGUAAAGAGGCUUAAGCCAAAUUGUUGGCUAGUCUCUUGAUUUCAUCAAUUUUGUACUUGGAUCAUGUAAUGGAACUUGCAAGUAUAUAUAUGUUAUUUCUCUUAAUUAAUUGUC
Molecule: messenger RNA, 1383 nt
Organism: Pistacia vera
Lineage: Eukaryota; Viridiplantae; Streptophyta; Magnoliopsida; Sapindales; Anacardiaceae
Exons: 4
Coding region: 306-1049 (247 amino acids)
Source: RefSeq, a predicted model, not a curated record